AUGGGGCAGCACAGAUUAGCCUCGCGCAGGGGGGGGCUGCUUCCGUCGGAGAUCUCAGCUGGUCAUGGGAGAUCAGCCAUCUCUGAGAUGCGCCGGUGCGCCAAUGCAGCUUCUCCCCGCCAGCUUGCACAAGUCUGCCCCACGCCGACCCGCGUGUCCCUCUCUGCCGUGAACAUCAUGAACGUUCGUCUGCCUACAUGGAGACGGAGCUUAGGUGGGCCCUGGCCUAGACGAGAGCUUGCAACGUCUACAGCAGACAAGACCGGAAAUGGUGCUGGUGCCUCAGCGGCGGGCGCAAAGCGGGCCCGAGCCCAGUUGGUGAAUGGGAGGGCGAUGGCGACGGAAAUACUGGAUGAGGUGCGACGAGAGGUGGAUCUGAUGAGAUCGAAGCACAACACCGUGCCCGGGUUAGCGGUGAUAAUGGUGGGGGAGAGGCGCGACAGUGCUAAGUACGUGUCAAUGAAGCAGGCGGUGGCGGAGAGCAUUGGGUUUAUGUCCUUCAGCAGCGUGCUGCCCGCCACGGCCACACACCGCGAUGUCCUGGAGUGCAUACAACAUCAUAACAAAGACCCAAGGUGCCACGGGAUCCUUCUGCAGCUGCCCGUCCCCGCGCAUCUCGAUCCCCGAGGGCUGCUCGGGGCUAUAAAGGUCGAGAAGGACGUUGAGUGCUUCAACCCGACGAACGCCGGGCGAAUGACGGCUUGGCGACGGACGGUCAUCGCGCCCUGCACUCCUCUGGGGGUGAUGGAGAUGCUCCUCCGGCUCGGGGUGGAGGUGAGGGGGAAGCACGCGGUGGUGCUCGGCGAGAGCAGCGUUGUCGGCCUGCCCAUGUGCCUGCUGCUCAACGAGGCUCGGGCGACGGUCUCGAUGGUCCACAAGGAGACGCCAAACCCGGAGGGCUUCACGCGGCGGGCGGACAUCGUGGUGGCAGCCACGGGGGUGCCGGAGCUCGUCCGAGCCGGCUGGGUCAAGCGCGGGGCCGUCGUUAUCGACGUCGGCAUCAACUUCGUCCGCGACGACGAGAGACCGGAGGGGUUCCGCGUCGUGGGCGACGUGCACCCGGACGUGCGCGAGGUGGCGUCCAUCGUGUCUCCCGUGCCGGGCGGCGUGGGGCCGAUGACGAUCGCCAUGCUCAUGCGCAACUGCGCCAACAUGGCCUUCCUGCAAAGCCGGUGGGGCACGAUCGCGGGAGCCCUGCACCCGGACCUCGCGGCCGAGAACGCGCGGAGGAUGCACGCGGCGAUCGUCGAUCUGGCGUGGCGCGGGUCGGGGGAUCAUCCAAUCAGCGGCAGCGAGGACGGCGGGGGAGAAGCAGAGCAGGAGUGCCCGCAGAAGCGAGGGGCGAGGGACGUGAAGGCCCGGGAGGAGGCGCUAGAGCGAGCCGGGGACAGCAUCACGGACGCGGAGCUGCUGACAAUCAUCAACGACUCCGAGAAGAACGCGUUCGGUCUGCUGAGCUUCCUCGAGCUCGGGUCUUCGCACGACCGGCUCCUGGGCGCCGAUGCCUCCAGUGCAAGGACGGAGGGAGGGACGAGGGUGGGAGAAGGUGAUAAAGGCGUAGCUAGGCGAAUACCGCGGCCGUUAGGUGGUGCUGGACAAGCGCCGGGCCAGGCGAGUGGGGGGGAACUAAUGGGCUGCGUCGGUGGCGCGGAGUUGGGCAGCGGGGAAGAAGGGCCCAUGGAAGCGUUGGACGAGUGGCACUUGGAGGCGGAGAGGGCCGCGAAGGAGAAGGGAGAGACGGUCGUGCCUCGGCAGGGGAACCCUCUCCUGUUGGAGGACGAUCUGGAAGAGACGGCCGAAAGAACGGGGUGGUGGGAGAGUUGCGCUUCCACCCCCGUCUCUAAGUCUACCGCGGCUGUUGCUGUUGAAACGGCUGCUUCUUCCGAAAGUGCGCGAGGAAAGGGGCGAGGGGGGAGAGAUCACCAGGGGUGAGCUGCAUGAUGGAGGCUUGGCGUAACUUGUUCGGGAGCGCUAGGUCGCCGCAGAUCCUGAUGUAGUUGGGGGGUUUAAUGACAGCUGAGGGUAGCUGAAGCUAGAUUGUGUACCGAAUAAUGAUACUGCCACCGUUGGUUAUUCGCUUCGAGCUCUUACAAUCCGAGCGUUUUCGAUGCGUUAUUAAUUUAUUUUGUCGGAGUGUUGGUCGUGUCGUGUGUUUUCGCACCGAUUCGGUUCCCGCAUGGAAACGUGUGGUCCUGCCUGUGGAUGUCCCAGGAUUAUCUGUGUAUUUCGAUCACCUGUGAGACACAGCGGUACUCAGAGCCGUUGCCAGUUGUGAUGAACUGGAUGCACGCGCUCAUUUGUUGCGAGAUGUGCACGUACCACGGCAAGAUCUGGUCUACAGUACUACCGUAGUAGUCGGAGAGAUGACACCCGUCGGAGGUAUGGCACCUGUCGGGGAGAUGGCAACAGGGUGCGCAAAAAUAUCAAGAACGCUAUGAUGUAAUUCGAUUUACGCACCG
This is a messenger RNA of Ectocarpus sp. CCAP 1310/34, 2459 nucleotides long. Lineage: Eukaryota; Phaeophyceae; Ectocarpales; Ectocarpaceae. The record is from the annotation of a GenBank genome assembly.